Eucalyptus grandis is the source of this 413-nucleotide messenger RNA. Its product is annotated as protein pleiotropic regulator PRL2-like. The transcript is spliced from 5 exons. The record is from RefSeq and is a predicted model, not a curated record. Bases 39 to 413 code for a protein of 124 amino acids. Lineage: Eukaryota; Viridiplantae; Streptophyta; Magnoliopsida; Myrtales; Myrtaceae.
GAGGCUGACAGAGGUUUGUUCUUGGGUGCAGCAAGAAGAUGCGCAUCAGCUACAAGCUUAAUUUCGAGUACGGUGGAGGUAGCGGGAGUGAGGACCAGGUUCCAAAGCGGAAGGAGAGCGGCGCCGCGCAGAAUCAAAGCCAACAAGCUGCCGGGGCUUCCAAUGCGCUUGCUCUUCCGGGUCCAGAAGGUUCUAAAAUUCCACCAAUGGAAAAGUCUCAAAAUGCUUUAACUGUUGGUCCAUCAUUACGACCUCAAGGAUUAAAUGAUGUUGGUCUACAUGGAAAAGGCACUGCUAUUAUCUCUGCUUCUGGAUCAUCAGACAGGAAUUUGUCUACCUCAGCCAUUAUGGAAAGACUUCCAAGCAGGUGGCCACGUCCUGUGUGGCAUCCUCCAUGGAAGAACUACAGGUGA